AUAAAUAUAUUUCAACAGUUCAAUAAUAAUGCGAUUGUUGUGUAAUGAUAGAACACUCACCCCAUAAGAGAGAAUGUCCUGAGUUCAGUCCUCAUUGCGUCCCUGGUAGCUCCACACUCAACCUUUUUCUCUGUGUAGCUGUUUGUCAAGGUUGCUACACUUUAACCUGAAAGUGAAAUAAGAUUGUGCUUGGUUGGCAGCACUGGUUCUUGUUUUUUUUUUGUGUUGAAUUUUACCGCGCAAUUCUUGUGUUUUUUUGAUCUACUUUGAACUUUCCAGUUUUUUUUGAUCAUAAUGGAAAGUCAAAAUUUAUUAGAUGAUUUAACAAAGGAACAAAUACCAAAAUCUGUAUGUCGUGCUUAUAGCUCGUGUUCAGUGUCAAAGUACUCUUUAAUAACAGAAGGUGAUGUUAACCUUUGUAGGUUGUUUCACCAUAGUAGCAUAUUCAAAAAUAUUAUCAAUGCACACAUUAUUCGUCGUUGGGAGCGUCAUAGAGUUGUGUUAGACGAGUAUUCCAUUCGUUCAAAAACUCCAAAAGGUUAUAUGGGCCAUGGAGUAGAAUACGCAAAUAUUAAAGAUCUGGUUAUGUGUAGUGUAAAAGGUCACCAUUUAAUACACAUAUCCAUUCCAUCUAGCGGAACAUUAUCUAUUCAGACCAAUAGCGCAUAUCAACAAAGCUGCUGGUACCAUUCUAUUAAAUGGAAGAUGAUGUGUGUCAAGUUCAACAAGUUAUCACCUUCAUGUCCUGAAGAGAUUCUAAAAGAACUUCAAGAGUUGGUAUUAUUUUGUUUACAAACACCACUCGUAGAUUCAACAAUUUACCUAUUUCCAAUAAUUGCUGUUUCAAAUAUUCUGAUGGAUGAGAGUGUAAAAAUCAAGGAUAGCCAUAUAGAGAGCUUUAUAAAAAUAAUUGCUCCUAUACUAAAAAUCACAUUAAUACCAGUGUCGAUUUGUAAAUGCUUCCAAAAGGUUUUAAGAUUGCGUCCUAAGUUAGGCAUUAAAGAAUGCCUUUCACCGAUUAUAACAAUGCUGCUAAAACAAAAUUCAGAUUUUUAUAAGUUAAUCCAUAUACGGGAAAUAAUCCAAGAAUAUUUCUUUUAUUUAUAUGGAAAUAGUGACUCAAUAGUUGAGUUUAUAGAAAAUUUACAUACUUCUAGCUAUAUAUGCCCUCAUCCAAGGGUAAUCUCAAAUUUGAUUGCUGUAUCGUUAGCAGCCAUUUAUUCACUCUAUGAAGAAGAAAACAUACAAGAACAAUAUAAAGAUACAGCACUCUGUUGUUUUGAAGCUGUCUUCAAUACUAUAUUAAAAUAUGAUGACUGGGUAUUGUCACUAUCUAUAUAUUUGCAAGCUAUUCCCUUUCCGCAGCAAAUAUUCAAAGAAAAAAAUUUUUCAAGUUUGCUUAAAAGGAUUGUUUGGAAAUUUGCCACAGACAGUAGAUGUGAUAUUCACAACUUGAUUUUCCCCAUCAAUAAUAAGACUAUUGGCUGGAUUCAUCAUAUGGCCCCAGGUGGAGAAUUAUGUGAAGAUAAUGGGGAAACAUUUUGUCAAAUAAUAAAACUUUUUGUAAACUGUUGCUACAAGAGGAAACCCAUACUGCUAUCCAUUAAAAAUAGCGUUAAAAAGUUGAUUAUAGAGAUGGCCAUUCAAGGAGACGUUAAUUGCAUUCAAGUUUUAUUAGCUAUGCAAGAAAUUACUCCUGAAGAAGAAAUAUAUAAUGCGCUGCAGGAGUCAUAUGAAGGGAAGAAGCAGUUAAAACUAUUGCUUCAAAAAAAAUGUGAUUAUGAAAAAUUGAAAAUGAAUGGUGGUCCUCAUAAAUUGGCGCUUCCAAGUCAAUCAACAGAUGAAGAUCUCUUUCAAAUUCUGCAAACAGGAUUGUAUAACAAUAUUAAAAGUCUUAACUUGGCAUUCACUAAAGUAACUAGUGAAGCUGCAAAACAUAUAAUUACUUUGCCCAAUUUAAUUGAAUUGAAUCUUUGGAGUACUCCAUUUGGAGAUAAAGGUCUUCAAUUACUGGCAGAAAAUUUGCCCAAUUUGGAAUGUUUAAAUUUGUGUGAGACUUGUGUCACUGAUGCAGGACUGCAAAAUUUAGCUUAUCUUGAGAAGCUUCGUUAUGUUAACAUGAACAGUACAAAGCUGUCAAAUAAUACUUUUGAACUAUUAAAGUCAAAACUUACAAGUCUAAGAAUCGUUGACGUCGGGUACACUGAUGUAUGGUGAGAAUUGUUGACGUCGGGUACACUGAUGUAUGGUGAGAAUUGUUGACGUCGGGUACACUAAUGUAUGGUGAGAAUUAUUGACGUCGGUUACACUGAUGUAUGGUGAGAAUUUCAGCGUUAUAGAAGAUCAAAAAUGAUUAUUUAAGAUUUCUUAAAAACUAUAUUUAAUAAUUUUUAUUUUUCCAUAAAUUUUAUUUUAUUUACGUCCUCAUGUUUAUACACAGGUUUUUAUCAAAAUAUAAUAU
This is a messenger RNA of Hydra vulgaris (swiftwater hydra), 2461 nucleotides long. The record is from RefSeq and is a predicted model, not a curated record. Lineage: Eukaryota; Metazoa; Cnidaria; Hydrozoa; Anthoathecata; Hydridae.